UCGAUGUCUUUGUUAUUCAAAGUACACGAAAGUGGAUAGCUGCUGUUAUUAGUUAAUUACACAAUAAGUAAACAAAGACACAUUUGAUCUUUCUUCUUUGUGUGAAACUGAACUUUCCCUUUUCUCUACAGAAACUAUCUAGAAGAUGCUUUCUAUAUAUCCUUGGACCACAAUAAUGGAUAUGAACAAUUUUCCAUUACUCAAGUUAAAUAUAUUAAUUGAUAUAUAUAUCUUCAACUUAAUUCAAAAACAAGAAGGCUCUAUAGUUGAGUUGUCAAUAUAGACGAAAAGCAUAGAAGGAACUGUUGUGCCAGCUGAAGAAGAAAACCAGAGAUAAUUUUUCCCCCCUCAGAUCUCCUCUUUUAUCUGGACUUGAAAUAGGCAAUAUGAGCAACGCUCAUGUGUGCACGCUUCAUUAGAGAGAGAGGGGGAAGUGUUAAUUAAUGACUAGUGAACUAAAAACUUUAUAUAAUGUGAUUAAAAAAAAAAAAAAAAAAAAAAAACUAGAACAUCACAUUUCGGAUUUAAACUUAUAACCUAAAACAAUUUUUGAAUCUCCUUUACCACUUGAUUUGCCAGACUGUCUUUUUAUUAAGAGGAUUCAACAAAAAAAUAAUUUUAUUCUCAGUAGCCGGUCCUCUAUUUGGGUUGGACGUGAAUUGGGGUGAAAUUUCGUCGACAAUGGGGUUAGGUGUAAAAGAUAUAUAUGGAGUGGAUGCAAAGGAGAAAAGUGACAAUAUUCCUAUUACUCGUAGCUAUUGUCAUUGCCUUGAACAUCACUACUCUUGAUGGAGGAUUAAUUGUAUCAGAAAGAAAAUUAGUUGAAAUAGAGAAGGUGUCAGGAUCCACGCAACAAUCAGAUGAUACUGUGAGGAUUGAUCCUUUGAAGAAUUUCAAGAAAUACAGAGGAGGAUAUGAUAUUACAGAAAAACACUAUUGGAGCUCAACCGUCUUUACAGGUAUAUAUGGCUAUGCCAUUGCUGUGAUAUGGCUCUUGUGUGGCUUAGGAUAUGGACUAUUCCUUCUUGCUUCAACCUUUUGCUGCAAAAGAAAGAGCAGAAAGCUCAAAAAGAGAUCAACUUGUCAUUAUAAACACUACUAUUUCUGGCUCAUUCUCUCAGCCAUUUUCUUGACAAUUUUAGCAAUAACUGCAACAGGGAUGGUUCUAGGGGGGAAUGCAAAAUUUCGUUCAAAAGCAAAUACAGUAGUGGAUAUAAUCAUUGAUACAGCAGAUGGGGCAUCAGAGACAAUUUACACUACAACUGAAGCCAUGAGAGAGAUGAACAGUGGCUUACAAGAGACUGAUAUAGGUCCACAAGCUUCUAAUUUCCUAAUUCCUACUUCUACAAGGCUUGAUAGACAGGCUGAUGACAUACAUAGGGAAGCCAGAAAAAAUAGACGAUUAAUCGAGAAACUCCUCAAGAUAGUGUACACAGUAACUACAGUGGUUAUUUCUCUGAACUUGGUUGCUGUAAUUGCCCUAUCAGUAUUUGGGAUACUCAAAUUCAGAAGAACCCUUAAAUUGCUCAUUGCAUUAUGCUGGAUCUUUACAACUCUGUGCUGGUUUCUUUUUGGAAUUUAUUACUUCUUAGACAACUUUGCUGGAGAUACAUGCACUGCACUAGAAAGUUUCCAAUCAGAUCCCUACAAUAGCAGUUUGAGCUCAAUUCUUCCCUGUGAUGAAUUGGUCUCAGCUGAAUCAGUCCUUCAUGAUGUCAGUAAAGGGGUAUAUCAAAUAGUCAACGAGGUGAAUCAAAGGUUAUCUACAGAAUAUGGAAAUGUUGCACAAAUCUGUAAUCCUUUCUCCGGUCCACCACAAUAUAACUACGAGCCAGGGAAUUGUUCAUCUACCACAAUUCGGGUUGGAGACCUCCCUCGGAUAUUCAAGAUGUUGACUUGCACUGAUCCAAACUGCAAGGGAGGAGUGAUGAUAUCCCCUAGAGAUUUCAACACUGUGGAGGCAUACACAACCGCCAUCCAGAAAAUCCUCGACGUGUACCCUGGAAUGGAGAACCUAACUCAAUGUGACACGGUAUUUAAUGCAUUCGACGAUAUCAUUGACAAACAUUGCAAACCAUUGAAGAAAAGCGCGCAUUUGGUAUGGGGAGGACUUGUUUUCCUCUCGGUUGUAAUGGUAGUGUUAGUCCUCGUGUGGUCUUUCAAAGCACACCACGAAGAGAAUCGUAACAACUUAGAUAGUUCUGUUAAGCCUCAUUCUGCAGAAGCAGAUAAGCUUGAAUUAGGAACAAGGAAAGAAGUCACAAAUUCUGUUCCAGUCAUGUAAAUAAUAGCUGAUUAGUUAUUAGUUUAAAGUAUUGCAUAAUAGGAAAGACCAUAGACAUCUAGAAGAAUUUCGAGAUAUCAAAUGGUGACCGAUAAAACUCUGGAGAAGAAGCAAGAUUCAACGCUCUCCCAGACAACAGAGUCAUCACGGUCGUGAGGUUAAAGGCCAUCCAACACAAAGCGGCCUUUCAUUCUUUUAUUUUGUCGUUGCACAUCCCCUGCACCUUCAUCUCAGGGGACCAAAAAAAAUUGUAGUAGAGUUAUAGGACCAUAUUUCUUUAGUUCUGUUUAUUGUUUUCCCAAAAAUAAACUGUAUAGAAAAUUCUUGUUUCUUCAAAAAGUUAAAGAAGCCAGCAAUGGGAACGAACCCCUCAGUGGCAUGUAUGAAAUUCAUAAAACAAGAAAAUUCCACAGCUAUAUGCUCGAGAAAUUUCAUGAAGUGUACUCUUUCUUUUCCUUUUUU
Molecule: messenger RNA, 2746 nt
Organism: Lycium barbarum (goji berry)
Lineage: Eukaryota; Viridiplantae; Streptophyta; Magnoliopsida; Solanales; Solanaceae
Exons: 12
Coding region: 707-2284 (525 amino acids)
Cellular component (GO): membrane
Source: RefSeq, a predicted model, not a curated record